UUUACCUCAUUGUAGGAUUUUAUUGCAACAGCAUUCACCACCACAAGCAUGGUAAAAGAACAGUUCAGAGAAACAGAUGUUGCUAAGAAAAUAAGCCAUGUCACUUUUGGAUUAUUGAAUGCAAAUGAAAUCCAACAGCUAGCUCAUCUACAUGUAGUUAGUAAGAAUUUGUACAAUCAAGAUGGACACCAUAAACCAGUUCAACAUGGAGUUCUGGACCACAAAAUGGGUACCAGUGAGAAGGACAAUAGCUGUGAAACAUGUGGAAAAGGAUUGGCUGAUUGUGUUGGUCACUAUGGUUAUAUUGACCUUGAACUGCCAUGUUUCCAUAUUGGCUAUUUCAGAGCUACCAUAAUGGCACUUCAGACCAUAUGUAAGACUUGCAGUAGAGUUAUACUUCCCCCUGAAGUCAAACAAACCUUUAUGGAGAAGUUAAAAAGACCAAUGUCUUAUCUUCAGAGAAAAGCUAUGAGAAAGAAAAUUUAUGAAAGGAGUAGAAAAGUGUCAAUAUGUCCAUAUUGUGCUGCAUACAAUGGAAUGGUAAAAAAAUGUGGAUUGUUAAAGAUUGUCCAUGAUAAGAAUAAAUCUAAAACUGAAUCACCUGUUCUCAUAGAGCCCUAUCUUAAUGCUUUAGAUCACAACAAAGAAAUUGAGGCACUGAUUCCGAAAAAUUUGGAAGUUUUAAAUCCUCUUGAUGUUUUACAUUUGCUUCAAAGAAUCCCUGAUGAGGAAGUUCCACUGAUUUUGAUGAAUAAUGAAGUUGGAAAACCAUCAGAUUUAAUACAGACCAGAAUUUUAGUCCCACCAAUUUGUAUACGUCCCUCUGUAGUGUCAGAUUUAAAAUCUGGAACAAAUGAAGAUGACAUCACAAUGAAACUGACAGAGAUUUUAUUCCUAAAUGAUGUGAUACAGAAACAUAAAGCAACUGGUGCUAAAAUGUCCAUGAUAAUGGAAGACUGGGAUUUCUUACAGUUACAGGUAGCUCUCCUAUAUAACAGUGAAACCUCUGGAAUUCCAUUACAUAUGAUGCCAAAAAAAUCAACAAGAGGAUUUGUUCAAAGGUUAAAGGGUAAACAGGGUCGUUUCCGAGGUAACCUGUCAGGAAAACGUGUAGAUUACUCUGGAAGAACUGUAAUCUCUCCAGACCCAAACAUGAGAAUUGAUCAGGUGGCAGUUCCAGAACAUGUUGCUAGGAUACUGACAUAUCCAGAAAGAGUUACUAAAUCUAACAUACAGUUUCUGAGAGAACUUGUUCUAAAUGGCUGUGAUCACCAUCCUGGUGCUAACUUUGUACAGCAGAAAGAAACACACUUGAAAAAAUUUUUAAGAUAUGGCAACAGAGAGCGAAUAGCUAAAGAUUUAAAAUAUGGUGACAUCGUUGAAAGACAUCUUAUUGAUGGAGAUGUUGUACUGUUUAACAGGCAGCCAUCUUUACAUAAACUUAGUAUCCAGGCAUUCUAUGCAAAAGUGAUGCCACAUAGAACUUUCAGAUUUAAUGAGUGUUGCUGUAAUCCAUUCAAUGCAGAUUUUGAUGGAGAUGAGAUGAAUCUUCACCUUCCACAAACAGAAGAAGCCAAGGCAGAGGCACUUAUACUAAUGGGGUCAAAGUCAAAUAUAAUUACACCCAGAAAUGGUGAACCUUUGAUAGCUGCUAUACAGGAUUUCAUCACAGGAGCCUAUUUAUUGACACAGAAAGAUGUGUUUUUUGAUCGAGCCAAGGCAUGCCAGCUGAUAUCGUCCAUGUUAACUGGUAUUGAUAGUACUGUCAGAAUAGAUCUUCCUCCUCCUGCAGUUUUUAAGCCGUGUAAGCUGUGGACUGGGAAGCAGAUUUUCAGUGUUUUGUUGAGGCCAAACAUUGAUUGUCCUGUACGAGUGAAUCUUAGAACUAAAGGAAAGAACUAUUCUAAUAAUGAGGACCUCUGUUUCAAUGAUUCGUUUAUAGUUAUUAGGAAUAGCAAACUGUUGACUGGAUCUAUGGAUAAAGCGACACUGGGAUCAGGUUCUAAGACCAAUAUAUUUUAUAUCAUUCUACGAGACUACGGUGAAGUGUAUGCUGCAGACACAUUAUCCAGACUUGCAAGGCUGUGUCCUGCAUUCCUCUCAAAUCGUGGUUUUUCUAUUGGUAUUGGUGAUGUGACUCCAGGUCAAGGAUUGAUUAAUGCUAAAAACCUUCUUCUUGAUGAUGGGUAUAGAAAAUGUGAUGGAUAUAUCCAGGAUUUAGAAGAAGGAAAACUACGGACUCAACCAGGAUGCACUGAGGAAGAAACUUUGGAGGCAAUGAUUUUGAAGGAGUUGUCAGUUAUCAGAGACCACACAGGAAAAGCUUGUCUGAGAGAACUGGACAAAAGUAAUAGUCCAUUGAAUAUGGCUAUCUGUGGAUCAAAAGGUUCAUUUAUCAACAUUUCACAGAUGAUUUCCUGUGUAGGACAACAGGCCAUCAGUGGAAAGAGAGUGCCAAAUGGAUUUGAAGACAGAGCAUUGCCUCAUUUUGAAAAGCAUUCAAAAGAUCCAGCAGCUAGAGGUUUUGUAGAGAACAGUUUCUAUUCUGGACUAACUCCAACUGAGUUUUUCUUCCACACAAUGGCUGGUAGAGAAGGUUUAGUGGAUACAGCUGUCAAAACAGCAGAAACUGGUUACAUGCAGAGGAGAUUGGUUAAAUCACUGGAAGAUCUCUGUAGUCAUUAUGAUCUGACUGUGAGGACCUCAACCAAUGACAUAGUCCAAUUUAUAUAUGGUGGAGAUGGCCUCGACCCUGUUCACAUGGAAGGAAAGGACCAACCAAUGGAUUUCAGAAGAGUAUUAGACCAUAUCAGGGCCAAUACACAAAGUGAAGUUCAACAGGAGCCAUCAUUGAGUGGUCCACAGCUGAUCCAGUUUGUUGAAGAAGUUUUAAAUGAAGAAAGAUUUCAGGAUUGUAGUGAUGACUUUAAAGCAGAUCUAAGAAAAUUCACAGAAACAGUUGCUGAAAAAAUAACCAAAAUAAGACAGAAAUAUAAAGGUUCUGAUAAACGAAUAAAGGCUGGAAAAGUUUCAGUUUUGAGUCAACUGGAAAGAAUCACUAACAGUCAGAUGGACAAAUUUUUAUAUUGCUGUAAAGACAAAAGAAUGAGAUCACAAAUUGAACCAGGAACAGCUGUGGGAGCUAUAGCAGCUCAGAGUAUUGGCGAACCAGGUACACAGAUGACACUGAAAACCUUCCAUUUUGCAGGAGUUGCCUCUAUGAAUAUAACACAGGGUGUGCCUAGGAUCAAAGAAAUAAUCAAUGCCGCCAAGGCUAUCAGUACCCCCAUCAUUACAGCUCAGUUAGAAGUAGAUAAUGAUCCAGAGUAUGGUAGGAUGGUUAAAGGAAGAAUCGAAAAGACAUGCUUAGGGGAGGUUACUGAAUAUUUUGAAGAAGUAUUUUUACCGGAUGAUUGCUUCAUUCUGAUAAAGCUUGAUAUGGCAAGGAUAUGUUUACACAAGUUGGAGGUUAAUGCUGGUAGUAUUAAAGAAUCAAUAUGUGUUUCCAAGUUAAAAGUAAAAGCACAGCAUGUAAAGAUCCAAAGUGAGGCAGUAAUCACAGUACAUCCACAAGAAUCCUCUAAAAGUUCAAUGUAUUAUAUUCUCCAAUUCCUUAAAAAAGAAUUACCCAAAGUCAUGAUCAAGGGUAUACCAUCAGUGACCAGGGCUGUCAUACAUAUAGAUGAGAAGAAUGAAGAACUGUAUAAAUUAUUAGUAGAGGGAAAUAAUUUACAGGCAGUCAUUGCUACCCCAGGAAUCAAAGGAACACAUGUGACAUCAAACAAUACAUUUGAAGUAGAGAAAUGUCUGGGUAUAGAGGCAGCUAGAAGUACUAUCAUUGAAGAGAUCAAUUACACUAUGGUGAACCAUGGCAUGAGUAUUGACAUACGACAUGUCAUGUUACUGGCAGACCUGAUGACUUUCAAGGGUGAAGUUUUAGGAAUUACCAGGUUUGGACUGGCAAAGAUGAAAGAGAGUGUACUUAUGUUAGCAUCAUUUGAAAAGACAGCUGAUCAUUUAUUUGAAGCUGCUUAUCAUGGCCAGAAAGACACAAUAAAUGGUGUAAGUGAGUGCAUAAUUAUGGGAAUACCAAUGGGAAUUGGAACAGGACUAUUCAAGCUACUUCAUAAAGUAGAAAAGGACGCACAGUUACAGAGAAGACCUUUAGUAUUUGAUGAUCCAUCCUUUCACAUCUUCAGCUGAAGACAGGAAUUGGUACCAGCAAGAUUCAAUAAACAAUGGAAGAUAUUUGGUUACAGUCAUCAACGAAAACAUCAAUGAAGAUAAAUAUUAAAGGGUUAACACAUGAUUAAACAUUUUGGGUUACUAACUGCUUGUAUAGAACUGUUCAGUAAUGGACGAUUGAAAAUGAUCCACAUUACUAAGGAAUAUAUGAUUGUUGUAGAUCAUUAAGUAAUGAGGAUGACUGUCAGUUAUGGGUUGUUUGUUAUGAUACAUGAUAUGAAAAAAUAAAAUUUUGUACAAGGA
This is a messenger RNA of Mytilus californianus (California mussel), 4488 nucleotides long. RefSeq names its product DNA-directed RNA polymerase III subunit RPC1-like. Gene Ontology annotation, biological process: DNA-templated transcription. The coding region runs from base 49 to 4203 and encodes 1384 amino acids. The record is from RefSeq and is a predicted model, not a curated record. The transcript is spliced from 37 exons. Gene Ontology annotation, molecular function: DNA binding; DNA-directed RNA polymerase activity. NCBI's taxonomy places the organism in Eukaryota, Metazoa, Mollusca, Bivalvia, Mytilida, Mytilidae.